AUGGCUUCCACCACUCUUCUCCGAACCCUCGCCCGCGGCCCCUCUGCCAGCAUCUUCCGCGCAAGCCGGCCCGUUGCCUCCAGCCGUGCUGGUGCCAUCGCUCCCAUUGCUGCCUCCAGAUUCAACUUCAGCACAACCGUUGCCCGCCGCAGCGACCCUCACGCCGAGGAGACCUUUGAGGAGUUCACUGCCAGAUACGAGAAGGAGUUUGAGGCCGUACAAGAUGUUUUCGAGCUGCAGCGCAACCUGAACAACGCUUUCGCCUACGAUCUCGUUCCCUCUCCUUCCGUCGUCGUCGCCGCCCUCAAGGCUGCCCGCCGUGUCAACGACUUCCCCACUGCUGUCCGUAUCUUCGAGGGCAUCAAGGCCAAGGUUGAGAACAAGGGUCAGUACGAGCAGUACCUGGCAGAGCUCAAGCCUCUGCGCGAGGAGCUCGGCAUCCUCCUCAAGGAGGACCUCUACCCUGAGGAGUCCAAAUAA
Pestalotiopsis fici W106-1 is the source of this 480-nucleotide messenger RNA. RefSeq names its product Cytochrome c oxidase subunit 6. Bases 1 to 480 code for a protein of 159 amino acids. NCBI's taxonomy places the organism in Eukaryota, Fungi, Ascomycota, Sordariomycetes, Amphisphaeriales, Sporocadaceae. Gene Ontology annotation, cellular component: mitochondrial inner membrane. The transcript is spliced from 3 exons. Gene Ontology annotation, biological process: mitochondrial electron transport, cytochrome c to oxygen. The record is from RefSeq and is a predicted model, not a curated record.